AUGAAAAGAAAAAAUAUAUUUUGUUUUUCCCUCUUCUUAUUUUUGUUGCGUUAUGUAUCAUCAAAAGACAAAUAUGAAGAUGAACAAAAAAAUUAUAAUAAUCAACAUGUUCUAUUAAAUAUAAUAAAAGACAAAUUAGAGAAAUUACAAGGUGGAAUAAUAACGAAUAAGGUAUCAGAUACUUUGAAUAAAGACUUCAAAUCAUUAAAAAAACGAAUGGAGGAAUUGGAAAAAUAUGAAAAAAAAUAUACUGAAGGAAAUAUUGAGAAUAUUUUAAAAAAUGAAUCUGAAGAAUCGUUAGGGGAUAAAAAACAAAUUUUGGGGGUAGAUGAGGAUGAGUAUAACUGGGAUUUUUUGGGACAAGGUAACACUAUGACUAAAGGAGAAGACAAUGAAGAGGGUGCGGAUGAUAAUGAGGAUGAAGAGGGCGAAGAGGAUGGAACAGCUUUAGAAUUAAAAUCUAAAGGUGAACAAGAUACUUCCAUGUUAGCGCAGGGAGCAGAAAAAAUAUCGACUGAACUUCAAGGAGGUGCACAACCUACUAGUGAAUCAAGUAAUGAGGUACAAGAGCAAAGUGGAGGGACGGACGUGCGUACAACAAGAGACCCUGCAGUAGCAGAAGCAAAAACACCACUAGAAAAUAGUCCUAGUGCACAAUCAAAUACACCAUCUACAGGAGAAAACGAAGCUAAAGCAGCUUCUCAAGAUCAAGCUAAAGAACGUCAACCAGUUGAAAGCGCAUUAGUUAAUGCAGAGCAUGGCCCUACACAAGGUAGUAAUAUAAGCACCCCAAAAGUUCAGUACUUGGACAAAUUGUUUGAUGAUUAUCUUAUAGCUUCAGAUAAAAAAAAAGAAAUAAAUGUUCAUAAAUAUCAUAGAAAAUAUAAUGAUUUUAAAAAAGCAUAUGAAUUUACUAUGAAUGAUAAUGAGUAUAAAAUUGUUAAAGAACUUUUUGAUUUUUAUUUCAAAAAAGGGGAAGAAGAGAGUUCAAAUGCAUCCAAUUUGAUUAAUUUGUUUAAAAAGGUCUUGGAUGAUAAUGUAUUUCGAAAAGAGUUUGAUAAUAUCAUGCAUGGUAUUUAUGGAUUUGCUAAACGUUAUACUUACUUAAGAGGGGAUAGAACAAACGAUGAGAAUGUGUAUAAGGAGCUGUUUAAAAAUAUGCUAAGUUUGUCAAACAUUGUGUAG
This is a messenger RNA of Plasmodium malariae, 1185 nucleotides long. Its product is annotated as MSP7-like protein, putative. The coding region runs from base 1 to 1185 and encodes 394 amino acids. Lineage: Eukaryota; Apicomplexa; Aconoidasida; Haemosporida; Plasmodiidae. The transcript has a single exon. The record is from RefSeq and is a predicted model, not a curated record.